Dictyostelium purpureum is the source of this 2506-nucleotide messenger RNA. RefSeq lists its product as uncharacterized. Gene Ontology annotation, cellular component: cullin-RING ubiquitin ligase complex. Bases 158 to 2365 code for a protein of 735 amino acids. Gene Ontology annotation, biological process: protein ubiquitination; ubiquitin-dependent protein catabolic process. Lineage: Eukaryota; Evosea; Eumycetozoa; Dictyosteliales; Dictyosteliaceae. Gene Ontology annotation, molecular function: ubiquitin protein ligase binding. The transcript has 8 exons. The record is from RefSeq and is a predicted model, not a curated record.
AAAAUUUAAUCCUUCAUCUAAUUGUUUUCUACAAAUUAAAACAAUACAUAGUCACACAUACACACACACAUCAUUAUAUCUAUUAAUAUCAAUAACUAAAUCAAUUUAUUAAUAUAUAUUUCUUAUAUAUAUUAUAUUUUGUAUAUACAAACAAAUUAUGUCUAUGAUGAAUGGGUUAGGUAGACAAGAUAUUGACUUUAAUCAAAUAUGGGAAACAAUAGCACAACAAGUUUACUUAUUAUUAACAGGUAUGAAUACUGUAUCUGCAAUGUCUUUAUAUGAGGAUGUUUAUAAAUUAUGUAUUGCUCAACCUCAACCAUAUUGUGAGCCUUUAUAUGAAAAUAUUAAAAAGUUUUUCGAACAGCACGUGGAUAGAAUCCUUUUAAUCAUUUUAGAUACAAAAUCAGAUACAAUUUCAGAAUAUUUAAAACAAUGGAAACUUUUUCACACAGGUUGUGAAUUAUGUAAUAAGGUUAUUUUCAGAUAUUUGAAUAAUAAUUGGAUUAAUAAAAAGAUCAUGGAUAAGAAGUUUGGUCAUCCUCCAGAUAUUUACGAAAUUCAAACACUUGGACUUAUGAUUUGGAAAGAAAGAUUAUUUUUUAAGAUUAAAGAUAGAGUAUUAAAAUGUGUAGAGAUUUUAAUUCAAAAAGAUAGAGACGGUGAAUUAGUUCAACAUCAAUUUAUAAGUCAAUUUAUGGAAAGUUUAAUUAAAUUAGAUUCAGUUGAUAAAGAUAGAGCAUUAUAUUUAAAUGAAUACGAAUUUUCUUAUUUAGAAAAUACAAAACAAUUUUAUUCAAGAGAAUCUAUUGCAUUUAUAUCAUCAAGUGGUGUUUCGAGCUAUAUGAAGAAAGCAGAAGCUAGAAUCGAAGAAGAACAUCAUAGAUCACAAAAAUAUUUAAAUUCAACUUCACACGACAAAUUAAGAAGAUUGUUAGAUUCUAUUCUCAUUGAAAAACAUAAAGAACUCUUACAAUCCGAAUGUAUAAAUUAUUUGAAAGAUGAAAAACUAGAUGAAAUUCACCAUAUGUAUAAAUUGUUAUCAAGAAUUGAAGGUGGUCUCGCUCCAGUUUUAGAAACAGUUCAAAAUUAUAUCCAACAUGUUGGUUUUGAGGCAAUUAAAUCAAUUCCAGAUAAAAAUAACCCAGAUCCAAAAGUUUAUGUAGAAACUCUUUUAAAAAUAUAUUUACAAUUUAGUUCAAUUAUUAAAAAAUCAUUUAAUAAUGAUGUAUCAUUUAUUACAGUUUUAGAUUUAGCAUGCCAUAAAAUAUUUAAUCAAAAUCAUAUUACCAAAAACACAACAAAAUCACCAGAAUUAUUGGCUAAAUACUGCGAUAUGUUAUUAAAAAAAGGAAACAAGCAACAUGAAGAAGUCGAAUUAGAAGAAAAAUUAGGUCAAAUUAUUGUAUUAUUUAAAUAUGUUGAUGACAAAGAUGUUUUCCAAAAAUUCUAUUCAAAGAUGUUAUCAAGACGUUUAAUUAAUGCAUCAUCAGUUUCAGACGAUAUUGAAAAGUAUAUGAUUACUGGUUUAAAACAAGCAUGCGGUUUCGAAUAUACAUCCAAAUUCCAAAGAAUGUUUAAUGAUAUAACAAUUAGUACCGAAACAAAUGAAGAGUUUAAAAACUAUUUAAAUAAUAACAAUCUAUCUAUUGUUGAUUUUUCAAUUUUGGUUUUAACAUCAGGUUCAUGGUCUUUACAUUCACAAACCUCUAGUUUUAUUGUUCCACAAGAAUUAACUACAUGUAUAACAACAUUCCAACAAUAUUAUCAAAACCAACAUCAAGGUAGAAAAUUAAAUUGGUUACAUCAUUUAUGUAAAGCAGAGGUCAAAUCAUCCUAUCUCAAGAAACCUUUUGAAUUCCAUGUUACAAAUUUCCAAUUAGGUAUUUUAUUAAUUUUUAAUACUCAAGACACAGUUACACUAGACGAAAUUACUAAAUUCACAAACUUGAAUGAAAAUGAACUUUCAAGAACUAUUCAAUCACUCAUCGAAGCCAAACUUUUAUUAGCCAAAAAGAACCCAGAUUCUGCAACCCAAGAAUAUUCAUUAAAUGGUAGUUAUACAAAUAAAAGACUCAAGGUUAAGGUUUCAUCUUCAUUACAAAAAGAAACUCCAACUCAAACCGAAGAAACUUAUAAAGGUAUUGAUGAAGAUAGAAAACUUUAUUUACAAGCUUCAAUUGUUAGAAUCAUGAAGGCCCGUAAAUCGAUGAACCAUGUAUCUUUAAUCCAAGAGGUAAUUGAGCACAGCAGAGCAAGAUUCCAACCCAAUAUCCCAAUGAUAAAGAAAUGUAUUGAACAAUUAAUUGAAAAAGAAUAUAUUACCCGUGCUGAAGGUGAAUCAGAUAAAUAUUUAUAUCAAAGUUAAACAAAGGAAAAAAAAAUCAAAUGUGGUGGAGGGUUAUUUUCUAAAAAUAAUUGCAAUAAACAUUUAAGAUCAAUCUUAAUUAAAAUAUUAAAAAAUAAAAAAAUAAAAAAAUUUUAAUGUAAAAAUAUUAAAAAGAUUAAU